AUGUGCCGUGUGCCGUGUAAGCAAUCAAACAACAUCAAGCACAAGGGGCGCCGCACGCGCGCUGGUUAUAUUUUUUUCACGAGCACACAUGUCGCAAGUGCCAAGCUACUGCUGCCCUCACGCGCAGACGGGUGGAGUGCCAGAUAUCCAACAAAACAUUCACCCAAGGGCGGGGUGUCGCCCUCGCCCUGCUCAACAUCCGACGAGGCCUACGUCGCGCUGUGCCGCCACAGUCCCGUCCAUCUGUGGACGUUUGCUUGGCGCGUGGCGGACCUCAGGCGCGCGAGGGGCCGCACGGGCGCGGGCAUCGGCGAGGAGGCGGAGGAACCUGGAGUGGCGGGCAGCCAAAAGCUCCGGGUAGGUGUCUAG
This is a messenger RNA of Symbiodinium natans, 369 nucleotides long. NCBI's taxonomy places the organism in Eukaryota, Dinophyceae, Suessiales, Symbiodiniaceae. The record is from the annotation of a GenBank genome assembly.